Molecule: messenger RNA, 916 nt
Organism: Rhagoletis zephyria (snowberry fruit fly)
Lineage: Eukaryota; Metazoa; Arthropoda; Insecta; Diptera; Tephritidae
Source: RefSeq, a predicted model, not a curated record
AUGGGAGCCCCAGCGUCUAGUUCAUCUCAGGACAGCGUUUCACCGGGUCUGGACAGCAGCGAUUAUCGUCUCUUUGGCGACGCGGGCAGCUGCCGCUCACCAAGGUCGACUGGCAGCAGCAGCACCAGCAGCUCAUCUCAAGCCACCACGACCAACAAUGGAGCAACUGAGAACGGCCCAAGUGGCAGCAACGGCAGUCACAAGCGCUACUUCACCAACAGUCGCGAGCGAUGGAGGCAGCAGAACGUCAAUGGCGCCUUCAAUGAGCUUCGACGCCUCGUGCCGACGUAUCCACCGGAUAAGAAGCUGAGCAAGAACGAGAUUCUCCGCCUGGCGAUCAAGUACAUCCGCCUGCUGUCCAAUGUACUCGAGUUCCAGAAAAGGCAGGAUGAUGAUGAGGAAGAGGAGGAGGGGGAAGAGGAGAGCGGUGGGGAGGGCGACGAUGUGAAGCCAAACAAAGAUGUCUGCCAGAAGGCGACAGAGUCUGCACUGGAGUCCUGUCUAAUUAGCCCGAAUUCGAUGAUGUCAGUGUUCCAGUCGCUCACUGGUGGCUCAGGUGGUGGUGACCUCCCUUCUGACUCCUACCUCCAUCGUAGCACUUCUAAAGGCGAAAGCCCUUUCAGCCUACCUUACCACAACCAAACUACGCAUCACUCUCAACGCGCAGCAUCGAAGCGGCCGCUCAGCAAUGGCAUUGCAUCCUCCUCACCAAGUGCACCUUCUUCACUUAGCCUCUCCUACGGAUUGCACUCAUCAUCAAUGACCACUACCACUACAACCGCCUAUGGGUGUCUGCCAUUUCCCGUACACAACUCGCUCUCACCGCUGAAGCUGGAAAUACCCAACACUACUACCACCACAAAUGGCAACUGCAGGCCUCCGGCAAAGAAGGCAAAGACACUGCUGACCUGUUUGG